Molecule: messenger RNA, 720 nt
Organism: Brassica napus (rape)
Lineage: Eukaryota; Viridiplantae; Streptophyta; Magnoliopsida; Brassicales; Brassicaceae
Product: secreted RxLR effector protein 161-like
Exons: 1
Coding region: 1-720 (239 amino acids)
Source: RefSeq, a predicted model, not a curated record
AUGUCUAAGAAGUUCGAGAUGUCAGAUCUAUGUAAGCUAACGUACUACCUUGGCAUAGAGGUGAUUCAAGGAGCAGACGGAAUCAGAAUAAAACAAGAAAGAUAUGCUCAAGGAAUCCUGUGUGACACGAAGAUGGAAGCGUGUAACACAACUCAAAUUCCAAUGGAGUCGAAUUUGAAGAUCUCAAAAGCUGAAGAUGAACGAGAGAUAGAUGCUACCGAGUUCAGAAGAAUCAUAGGAUGUUUGAGGUAUCUGCUUCACACAAGACCCGACUUGUGUUAUGCAGUAGGUGUUCUUAGCCGAUACAUGCACAAUCCGAGAGACUCUCACGGACAAGCCAUCAAGCACAUAUUGCGGUAUGUGAAAAGAACAACAAACUACGGUCUGUUCUUCAAGAGAGAUGGGUCAAGGAGUGUCGUUGGUUAUAGUGACAGCAACAGCAGUCACAACAUUGAUCUCGAUAACGGGAGGAGCACGUCAGGUCAUGCAUUCUACUACGGUUCAUCACUGAUCACUUGGACAUCGCAGAAGCAACAGACAGUUGCAUUGUCAUCAUGCGAAGCAGAGUUCAUGGCAGUAACAGAAGCAGCGAAGCAAGCUAUAUGGAUCAUGGAAUUGUUGAGUGAGAUACGAAGCAAAGAAGGCGAGAAGGUCAAGCUUAGGAUCGACAACAAAUCAGCCAUUGCUAACCAAGAAUCCAGUUUUCCAUGGAAGGAGUAA